Thlaspi arvense is the source of this 288-nucleotide messenger RNA. The record is from the annotation of a GenBank genome assembly. NCBI's taxonomy places the organism in Eukaryota, Viridiplantae, Streptophyta, Magnoliopsida, Brassicales, Brassicaceae.
AUGAUCUUCUUCAUAGACAAUGUGCGUAUUAGGAUUCACAAGAAUCAAGAGGACUUUGGUGUGCCAUACCCUAAAACCAGACCAAUAAAGGUCUUCUCGGGCCCAUCGAUUGCGGACGAUUGGGCCAUGCAGGGAAGGCUGCCUGCUAGUUUCGAGCCUAUGCAAGAAAGGCUCGACGAAAGGGGGAAAAGGAGGCUCAGGUGGGUUCAGAAGAGGUACAUGAUUUACAACUAUUGUAAGGAUUUGAAGCACUUCCCUGAGGGUCUACCACGUGACUGCAAGCCUUGA